CCUUUGAGCCCUGGCACCUCCAGCGAGCCGAGAUCCGCUCGCACUCCCGCGGGGCGGCCCUACCCUCCCAGGCGCAGAGGCGGAUCACGUGAUCGCGGGAUCAGCUGACCUUGAGCGACCGGAAGAAGCAAGGCCUGGGCCCCGGCCUCCUGGCGCGAUGAGGUUCCGGUUCUGUGGUGAUCUGGACUGUCCUGACUGGGUCCUGGCAGAGAUCAGCACACUGGCCAAGAUUUCCUCUGUGAAGCUGCGGCUGUUGUGUAGCCAGGUGCUGAAGGAGCUUCUGGGACAGGGGAUUGAUUAUGAAAAGAUCCUGAAGCUCACUGCUGAUGCUAAAUUUGAGUCAGGUGAUGUGAAGGCCACAGUCGCUGUGUUGAGUUUCAUCCUCUCCAGUGCAGCCAAGCAUAGUGUGGAUGGCGAGUCCUUGUCCAGUGAACUGCAGCAGCUGGGACUGCCCAAAGAGCAUGCAGCCAGCCUGUGCCGCUGUUACGAGGAGAAGCAGAGUCCCUUGCAGGAGCACCUACGGGCCUGCAGCUUACGUGUGAACAGGCUGGCAGGAGUGGGCUGGAGGGUGGACUAUACUCUCAGCUCCAGCCUGCUGCACUCUGUGGAAGAGCCCAUGGUGCACCUGCGACUGGAGGUGGCACCUGCCCCAGGUGCCUCGGCUCAGCCUGUGGUCAUGUCCCUCUCAGCAGACAAGUUCCAGGUUCUCCUGGCAGAACUGAAGCAGGCCCAGAGCCUGAUGAGCUCCUUGGGCUGAGAAGGGUGCUCCUGACCUGUGCAGAGCUGCCCUUUGUGUGUCGAGUUGCUGCCCUCUAAAACUCUUCUGGGCCUAGCCCCAGUUCUAGGAUGCUGGGGGUGCCUGGUCUGGUCUCCUGGCUUCCUCCUUGAGACUUCAGCAUUGGGCUUCUGAGGAACUGCUCUAGCAUUUUCUCUCCUUGAAAGGCACUUUCAGGUGCUUUUGUGAGCAGGAAAAAUAAACAGGAAUGUAAAGGAGUA
Molecule: messenger RNA, 996 nt
Organism: Ictidomys tridecemlineatus (thirteen-lined ground squirrel)
Lineage: Eukaryota; Metazoa; Chordata; Mammalia; Rodentia; Sciuridae
Gene: Commd4
Product: COMM domain containing 4
Source: RefSeq, a predicted model, not a curated record